Chiroxiphia lanceolata (lance-tailed manakin) is the source of this 8952-nucleotide messenger RNA. RefSeq names its product protocadherin 10 (gene PCDH10). Lineage: Eukaryota; Metazoa; Chordata; Aves; Passeriformes; Pipridae. Gene Ontology annotation, cellular component: plasma membrane. The transcript is spliced from 5 exons. Gene Ontology annotation, molecular function: calcium ion binding. The record is from RefSeq and is a predicted model, not a curated record. The coding region runs from base 1056 to 4145 and encodes 1029 amino acids. Gene Ontology annotation, biological process: homophilic cell-cell adhesion.
GUGCCGGCUCAGAAACCGCCGGCACAGAUCAGAGGAGCCGGGAGCGGGAACGGGAGCAGCAGCGGAGCCGGGACGCGAGGCGAGCGGCAGCAGCAGAGACAGACACAGAGACAGGCACUAGAUGCGAAAGCAGCAAGACACGAAAAAAGAAAACCCACCCUGAUCGACACAUCCAUAAAAGCAGAGUGAUGAUGAUGAACAUACUAAUACCAAUAAAAGAAGAAAAUGAAAGACCUUUAAUAGAAGAGAGAAAAAUCUGAAAUCCUCACAUUAAAAAAAAAAAAAAAGGAAAAAGAAAAAGAGGAAAUCCUAGAAUCAGGGAAUGAAACUUUUGGGUAGCAAAGCUGUUCUCUGCCUUUUUUUUUUUUUUUUGAUAUGAAAUCUUUUUGCAGUUAAUUUUUUUUUCAAUUUCGCGGUUUCCUGCCUUUUUCUUCCAUCUAAAGAGGGCAUGUCCACCGGCUGUUCCAGCAGCAUCUACCCCUCCAGCUCCCACCAGGAAGACAAACCGAGGACAAUCUUGAAAUAUAAAAAUUUCUUCCUUGGGAUUUGCUGCUGCUGCUGCCUCCACCGCCACUGCUGCUGCCGCGGUGCAGUGCCAAGACUCUCGGAAUAAAUAAAAGCGGGCUACUGUGUAUCUCUAGCUACAGCCAGCUAAUACCUAUUAUUAGUUGGUCAUUUAUUUCGAAGAUCACAGAUGAAGUGGGGACGCCUGUCUUCUUCAUUUGGUCAGCGUGUGAAAUAAUAAUACCCAUGACAAAAAGGAGGGAGAUGGGGGAGAGAAAAAUCCUAACAUGAAUCAGAAGAAAUAGUAUCUAGCACACUCCCUCCCCCCAAAUCAACCUCCCCCCUCCCUUUUCUUCCCCCCUCCCCUGAUCCCGCUCUCUCCACACGCUUGCAGGCGCGGACACACACACACAGACGCGCACACAGACACACACAGACGCGCACACACACACUGUAGAGUGUAUUUUCGGAGGAGGAGGAGGUGGUGGUGGCUUUUGGAAGAGGAGGAAGAGGUGGUGUCGGGGAGGGGGGAUCUCUUUCCCCGUUUGGAGAUGAUUGUGCUAUUCCUCUUUGCCUUGCUCUGGAUGGUGGAGGGGGCCCUUUGCCAACUCCAUUACACGGUGCAGGAAGAGCAGGAGCAUGGCACGUUCGUGGGGAAUAUCGCCGAGGACCUGGGCUUGGACAUUACAAAACUUUCGGCUCGGCGCUUCCAGACGGCGCCCAACUCCCGCAGCCCUUACCUGGAGCUCAACCUGGAAACCGGGGUGCUCUACGUGAACGAGAAGAUCGACCGGGAGCAGAUCUGUAAGCAGAGCCCCUCCUGCCUGCUGCACCUGGAGGUCUUCCUGGAGAACCCCCUCGAGCUGUUCCGGGUGGAGAUCGAGGUGCUGGACAUCAACGACAACCCGCCCUCCUUCCCGGAGCCCGACCUCACCGUGGAGAUCUCGGAGAGCGCCACACCGGGCACCCGCUUCCCGCUGGAGAGCGCCUUCGACCCCGACGUGGGCACCAACUCCCUGCGCACCUACGAGAUCACUCCCAACAGCUACUUCUCCCUCGACGUGCAGACGCAAGGGGACGGCAACCGCUUCGCCGAGCUGGUGCUGGACCAGCCGCUGGACCGGGAGCAGCAGGCGGUGCACCGCUACGUGCUGACGGCGGUGGACGGCGGGCAGCCCCAGCAGCGCACCGGCACCGCCCUGCUCACCGUCAGGGUGCUGGACUCCAACGACAACGUCCCCGCCUUCGAGCAGCCCGUCUACACUGUGUCGCUGCCGGAGAACUCCCCGCCGGGCACCCUGGUGCUGCAACUCAACGCCACGGACCCCGACGAGGGCCAGAACGGCGAAGUCAUCUACUCCUUCAGCAGCCACAUCUCGGCCCGCGCCCGGGAGCUCUUCGGCAUCGCGCCGCGCACCGGGCGGCUGGAGGUGAGCGGUGAGCUGGACUACGAGGAGAGCAGCGUGUACCAGGUGUACGUGCAAGCCAAGGACCUGGGGCCCAACGCCGUUCCGGCCCACUGCAAGGUGCUGGUGCGGGUGCUGGACGCCAACGAUAACGCGCCCGAGAUCAGCUUCUCCACUGUCAAGGAGGCGGUGAGCGAGGCGGCGGCGCCGGGCACCGUGGUGGCCCUUUUCAGCGUCUCGGACCGCGACUCGGAGGAGAACGGGCAGGUGCAGUGCGAGCUGCUGCAGGGCGAUGCGCCCUUCCGCCUCAAGAGCUCCUUCAAGAACUACUACACCAUCGUCACCGAGGGGCCGCUGGACCGCGAGCAGCCGGGCGGCGACGCCUACACCCUCACGGUGGUGGCCCGGGACCGCGGCGAGCCGCCGCUCAGCACCAGCAAGUCCAUCCAGGUGCGGGUGAGCGACGUGAACGACAACGCGCCGCGCUUCAGCCAGCCCGUGUACCAGGUGUACGUGAGCGAGAACAACGUGCCCGGUGCCUACAUCUACGCCGUCAGCGCCACCGACCGCGACCAGGGCGCCAACGCCAGGCUCGCCUACUCCAUCCUGGAGAGCCAGAUCCAGGGCAUGUCCGUCUUCACCUACGUCUCCAUCAACUCCGAGAACGGCUUCCUCUACGCCCUCCGCUCCUUCGACUACGAGCAGCUCAAGGAGUUCAGCUUCCAAGUGGAGGCCCGGGACGCCGGCGAGGAGCCGCAGCCGCUGGCCGGCAACGCCACCGUCCACAUCAUCGUGGUGGACCAGAACGACAACGCCCCCGCCAUCGUCAGCCCCCUGCCCGGCCGCAAUGGCACCCCGGCGCGGGAGGCGCUGCCCCGCGGCGCCGAGCCGGGAUACCUGGUGAGCCGAGUGGCGGCGGUGGACGCGGACGACGGGGAGAACGCCCGCCUCACCUACAGCAUCGCGCGGGGCAACGAGGCCGGGCUGUUCCGCAUGGACUGGCGCUCCGGGGAGCUGCGGACGGCCCGCAGGGUUCCGGCCAAGCGCGACCCGCAGCGCCCCUACGAGCUGGUCAUCGAGGUACGCGACCACGGGCAGCCGCCGCUCUCCUCCACCGCCGCCGUCCAGAUUGUGCUGGUGGACGGGGCGGGCGAGCGGCCCGGCGGCGGCGGCCCGGGCGCGGGGACGGGCUCGGGGGGCGGUGGCGGCGGCGGCUCUGGAGAGCAUCGCCCCAGCCGCUCCGGGGGGGAUACCUCGCUUGACCUCACCCUUAUCCUCAUCAUCGCCCUGGGCUCCGUCUCCUUUAUCUUCCUGCUGGCCAUGAUCGUCCUGGCCGUGCGCUGCCAGAAGGAGAAGAAGCUCAAUAUCUACACUUGCCUGGCCAGCGACUGCUGCUUAGGCUGCUGCUGCUGCUGCCCUUGCUGCAGCCGGCAGGCGCGGGCCCGCAAGAAGAAGCUCAGCAAGUCGGACAUCAUGCUGGUUCAGAGCUCCAACGUGCCCAGUAACCCGGCGCAGGUGCCGGUGGAGGAGUCGGGCAGCUUCGGCUCCCAUCACCACAACCAGAACUACUGCUACCAAGUCUGCCUCACCCCUGAGUCCGCCAAGACCGACUUGAUGUUCCUCAAGCCCUGCAGCCCCUCUCGCAGCACCGACGCCGAGCACAACCCCUGCGGGGCCAUCGUCACAGGCUACGCCGACCAGCAGCCCGACAUCAUCUCCAACGGCAGCAUCUUGUCUAGCGAGACGAAACAUCAGCGUGCUGAGCUCAGUUAUCUAGUUGACAGACCCCGACGAGUAAACAGUUCUGCAUUCCAGGAAGCAGACAUAGUAAGCUCUAAGGACAGUGGUCAUGGAGACAGUGAGCAAGGAGACAGUGAUCAUGAUGCCACUAAUCGAGGUCAAUCCUCUGGCAUGGAUCUCUUCUCCAAUUGCACGGAGGAAUGUAAAGCACUGGGCCACUCAGAUCGGUGCUGGAUGCCUUCCUUUGUCCCAUCUGAUGGACGCCAAGCUGCAGAUUACCGCAGCAAUCUGCACGUACCUGGCAUGGACUCCGUUCCAGACACUGAAGUGUUUGAAACACCAGAAGCCCAGCCGGGGGCAGAAAGGUCCUUCUCCACCUUUGGCAAAGAGAAGGCCCUUCACAACAGUCUGGAGAGGAAGGAGUUGGAUGGACUGCUGUCUAAUACACGAGCGCCUUACAAACCACCAUAUUUGACACGGAAAAGGAUAUGCUAGUCACUUCUACAGGACUUACCUGAAGCAGCAUGAUUUGCACAAAAGUCGACCAACAAAAAGCAUCAACUUUCAACUUCAUUAUCUUGGCCAUCCAGUUCUGUGUAACUGAAGGAUUUGUGUGCUGUUGGAGACAUCAUGGCCAACAAUAGGACCUAAUUGCUCUCAGCAGGCCUGAGAAAUGAGUUGAAAUGUGUAGAACUGUAGAAACUUAAGAGGCAACUGAUCUUGCCUCUCUGAUCAGUGUGUGCCUGUUUACAGCACUAUAUAUCUUUCUCUCUCCAAAAUGUCACUGAGCCCUUUAGAUGUUUAUAUUCACCACAAGAAGCCAAUCGUACAGAUAAAAGAGAUGUGCAUUAUAAAUGCAAUAUCACUGUUUUAAACUUGACUGUUUUAUAUUAUUUUUGUGUGAUCGAGUGUUCCCCAAACUAUUCCAACUUUACAAGAGAGAUUGUGAUCAUGUUCUUUUCACGUGUGGGUCAUAAAAAUGUUGUUAAUCUGAAGACCCACAAAAUUAUCAAAGACAUUCUGUAGUUUAUACACCGUGUUGCAAAGUGUUUACUGUACUAUUUCAAAGCUUCUAAAUAAAUAUAAAAUAUAUAUAUAUAUUAUAUUAUAUAUAAUUUUCCGAAAAACGUGGUACAACUUAGUUGAUUUUUAAAUGGAUUCAUGCAGUCUACACCAUACACUAAAGUGAGAAGAUAAUUCAGGGUUCCUAAGCUAUCCUUGCUAAAAACAAAAAUAAAAUAAACCUUUAAUAGUACUUCCCCAAUAUUCGUAUUUUGGUCAAUCCUGUUUUUCUUGUUAAAAAAAAAAAAAGCUGUAAGCAACAACAUUUUGUCUAAAAAUUGUAAUGAAUUUUCAAUGCCAAAGAUGCAGCUGUCAAUAUUACCCGAAUGAGCGCUAUGUACUAUCAGAGGUAUAAAUCACUCUCCAUUAUUUUGAUUAUGUUUCUAUGGUUUUUAAUUUAGAAUCACAAAAUCUUUUUCAAGGCUCUAUAAAUUCACCUGUAUAUGUUGUUAAAAAGAACACUGGGUGUCUGUACAUUUUGCAAUGUAAGAUAUAAUGUAAGUGAAGUUAAGUAUUUUAAGAAUAUCAUCCCAAGCUCAUAAAUACUCAUACAUACAUACAUACAUACAUACACAUACACAAACACCCACACAUCUCUCUUUGACAUAGUUUUGUGAAACUAUACAAAUAUAUUGCCUAAAAAUAUUUCUCUUGUGGCUAGGAAUAGUUGUUGAUAGAAUUGAAAUUACAAAGGCAAAGUAUUUGCCAAACUAUUGACUCUUUUAUCACAAAGGAGAUUUCCAAUUAGGAACAUGGCACAUUCUCAGCUGACCCCUCUCCCACUGGAAUAAAAAUGGUGUUGGCCACCGUCUUUGUUGGGAAAAGGAUUAAGCCCUUGCAUAUAAUCUUUAUGUUCUGUAAUAAUUCUGUGGUCUGAAACAGUAUCUUAGAGCGUUUCUUUUCUAUGAAAUAUUGAAAAAAAGUAAAAUUUCAAAGGUAAAGUUUAAAAUUACUUUCAUGUCCAUGGAGUUUAAGUACCAUUUACUAAAUGUAAAAAUCUAGUAAAAUGGUUUUUUCUUUUGGUUUUUUUUUUUGUAUUGUGGUUUUUUCCCCCCACCGUAUCUUCGUAUGCCAAAUAUUGAAAACAAAUGAGAGCACACUAUGUUAUCAACCAAUGUUUAGCCAAAUUGGAACCAAUUCCUAGUGAUGAUUCAAUAUUAAGUAAGACAAGAGAAAAUGUCCUAUUGUUUGCAGUGGAAUUUGGAUCAUACCAUUAUAUAGGAAUUCUGCUGUUCCCACCAAUGCUGCCACAGGAUGAACGUGUAGGCAGCCACUACCACGUUGUGAUGGAGUUUGGGUUUCUUCCUUUUGUUUGUUGGUUUUGGUUUUUCUUGUGAUUUAUAAUGACAGUUUCUGUUAGGUAGGAGAAUAUAAAUCACCUGUAUGGAAACUGCCCUGCUCUGGAUCCAAACAAAUUCCUUAUCAAAUUACAAGAGUUCUUUGUACAACCAGUGGACCAAACCCUGAAGGUUAAUUUAAUACUCCAAACAAAAAAAAAUAUGCUUGUUGAACACUUUUAAUGUAUACAUCUAGCACAUUUGUAUAACUACAAAUUGUUGUAUGGGAUCCUUUUAAAAAUGUAUAUAUUAUACAAAACCCAAACAAACAAACAGCAACAAUAGCUGUUGAUUGAGCAAACACAACAGUGAAUUGUUCCUCAAGCCGUAGGUAGCAGAACUUGUAGUCACCUACAGGCAUUGUUAAUUUUAUGAAGAAAAGCAAUGAAAUUUGUGACAAGUAUUUCAUUUAAGGAGUUUUUAUAUUCUUGUCUCUGCUUUUAAAGUAAGAAAGUCCUUGCCCUUCUUAAAACUGUUUUUUGUUUCUAAGUAACUUUUUAAUAUGGAUAUUUGCUGUAAAUUAUGGUCUUUGGGAGAAAAAGGAAAUGGUUUUUGUUUCUGUUUCAUUAACAGUCAAAGUGUUUUUAUUUAAUGAAACUACCUUCACAUUUUGUAUGCCGUUUUUUCUGGAAAAUCAACUGUAUCAUACUCUGUCAUUAAUUUCCAAAAGUGAACUCUUACCAUCAACAGUGUGAUGUACACACACAUUUAUUUAUCUUUUUUAUUUUUAUUUCAUGUUAAAUACCAUAGGCACUGGUCCGUGUAUACACAGAAAUCCUUCUGAGUUCUCUGAGAGAGUCCCAGGGGGAAUCAUGCUAGGAUGCAGAACUGUCAAGGAAAAGGAAGAUUUUAGGUGCUACAGCCUGAGCUCUCGAAAUAAAGAUGUAGCUUUUGCUGAUUUCCCUAGCUCACUGUGAAUUUUGGUACAGCGACAUUUAAUGAUACAAGCCUUAGGACACAUUAAAAACCAAAUUGGGCAGUACAGAGGCUCAAUUUCUCCCAUUUCUUUGUUUUAGUGGGGAAGAGACCUGUUGCAUCCAGCCACCUCUCACUGAAAUUGUCUUGCUCAGCAUCUCCCAUGUAUUCCAUCACGCUACUAGUGCCUAUCUGCAGAGAUAGGUAUGUAAAUGCCUUUAAACAUCAGCUUUUGUAUUUUCCUCUUCCUUUAAGCGUUUGUGAUGCAAAUGUUGAAGGAUUCUGAUUUGUAUAUUGGACACAACAGUGAACUGAAGUAAUCAGGAAACAUUUAGAUUGGAUAUUAAGGGGAAAUAUCAAUACCCAUAAAACUGGGAUAAGAAAAGUUUCCAAAAACAGUUCAAAAAUACCUAUCAGGGAUGAUAUAAGGGUAUUUAAACUUGCCUCAGAGAAAAAGCAUGGACUAGGCUCUCAGUCUUGUUCUGUAAUGGUCCUAGUAGGACAUGCUAAGGCUUGGAGGAUGUGAUCUGUGCACAACUGUAGGGGUAAGAAUGUUCUAUCCUUCAAUUAGCUAUUAGAAGCAAUAUUUAAUGUUUAAAUGUACAAUUUAUGAGCAUAAUAGAAUAAGCUGUCUGUGUGAAGAACUGUCUUUCUUUACUGAAGUAAAUUAGAGUUCAAGCACAGAAGACAGGGUCUUAUAAAGGAUAACGAAAUAGAAUCAGGUCUGUAAAUCUUUUUUUGAAUUCCUGAUUUAGAUAUGUAGCAAUGGAUUUCUAAGCAGCUUGCCUAUUCAAAUUCUUCAAAACCAGACUUUUGUUUCUUCUGGAUGGAUUCUUCCAAAACUUAGAAAUAUUAAAACAUUUCACUACCUGAAAUAAAAUUCCAAUCAUUUAAUACAAGUUUUUACUAAUCUGCUUAUUGAGGGAAAGAAAAGAAGUAUUUCCAUGAACAGAUUCUCAAAUUAUUUGAACAAGGUGUAGUAAUGUUUUGUUGGUAUUGUUGCAAAAUUAAGUGAAAUGAAAAUACAGAGAUAAAUACAAUUUGUAAGGAUUCCCACAUUAUAGCCACUAUAUAGUUGUGAGGGGAGAUAUGUGUGUGCAUAUAAUUAUAAUUCAAAUUCUGGUAAGUUGCCACAGGAUUUUUUUCUUACAUAAAUAUGCUCCUUUCAGUAAAUGCAAAUAGAAGGGCAGAAACACAUGUUUGGUACUAUAAAACUAGACUUGUUCCUCAGUAAUAAUGGAUUUUUGCAUUCAAGAAUUACAUUUGACCCCUUCUUCAUGCAUUAGACCCAUAACCAAGCACACAACUCAGUUUUUGACUUCCAAAAUGUUACCUGCUCAUAGAAGGGUUUUUUUUGUUAUUUUUUAAAGUAAUAUCAUUCCUCAGGGUAAAGGGUGGAUAGAUAGUCUUCCUAGGCUGAUAAAUUGCCAUUGCAAUUUUGCAAGGCUGUUAAAUAUUUGUAUGUCUUACAUGGAGAAAGUUGAUCUUAUCCUGCCAUUGUUCCAUGUUCAAGUCUUGAGUUUUAUGGCAUUUGGACUUGUGAAUUAAAAUCUCUACGUAGGUAUAGGGGCCAAAAUAAGCAUCUUUUAUAUACAUUUAGUUAUUGCAAUUUGAUUGCAAAACAUUAGCAUCAGAUGUCUAUAAAAAAUAGAAAGUUGUUUAUUCUAUUUGCAGUAAUGUAAAAGGCAGCCAGUAGGAUUUUAUUAUAAUACUGUGCCAUGAGAAAUUCUUAAACUGUGAGUUAAAUCCUUUGCACUGAUCCCUACAAUCAGAGAUCAAAUUCUUCUUAAAGAGCUCCUUUAUUUCAUUUUGUCUUUAAGAAAUGUAUACAUAUAUAUAAACAAAUACACACAGCCAUUGUUGAGCAUCUGUGCUUUUGUAGAUAACCUCAUAUGUAAGAAAUGAGCAAGAACUAACUUGGACAGCUUUCUUGAAUUGUUUUUGAAUUUGAAUUUGUUAAUAAAGUUCAUGAUAUUAACAGACAUCAA